CGGCAGCGCGGGAACUCUGCAGUAUUCAAAGUUUGACAGCGACAGAAACGGUAUCAACACAAACGAAAUAAACAAAACGAUCAAAAUGUCACUCGCGCCGUAUUGGUUUCGUCAUCUGAGGAAUCUGGCGACUCGAGAUCCAAUCGCCAGGGCUUUCGAAGAUCCUUUCUCCGUGUUUAUGAGGGACCCGUUCUUCAGAGAUCCAGUGAAAUUCAUCAAGGCAGCUACCGCACCUCUCGAUCAUGUUGAGGGCGUCUACUCUGACCACGAGCUGAAGAUUGACGGGAAGAAGGUGGAAGUGCACCUGGAUGUUCAGAAUUUCACUCCGGACCAGAUUCAAGUGAAGACUGUGGGGAACGAGAUUACGGUGGAAGGCAAGAAGGAGAUUAAGAAGGAAGAUGGUUGGACAAGGAGUCAUUUUGAAAGGAGAUUUUUGUUGCCUGAUGGAUUCCCCCCGGAGCGUGUAGAAUGUCAUCUUGACAAGGGAAAGUUGAAGCUGAUAGCGUUCAGGGCAGAACCGUUGGAGGAGCGAUCCAUUCCCAUCCAGGACAAGUCUAGUGGCAGCAGCGAGAAUAAAUCGUAGAUAUCUAGGCAGUGGAAUUAAAAUAUUCUUUUAACUUUUUUAGUUAAAAUCUUUCAUAGACUGAUUAGUUUAGUUGUACAAACGGUACCUAUCAAUCUGUUUCGAUACUGUGAUUUACUUUUUUAAAUUGAUUUAAAUGAAAUAAAUGCUUAAAUCUACAUUGUU
This is a messenger RNA of Spodoptera litura, 748 nucleotides long. RefSeq names its product heat shock protein Hsp-12.2. Lineage: Eukaryota; Metazoa; Arthropoda; Insecta; Lepidoptera; Noctuidae. Gene Ontology annotation, cellular component: cytoplasm; nucleus. The record is from RefSeq and is a predicted model, not a curated record. Gene Ontology annotation, biological process: protein refolding; response to heat.